UACUCAGAGCACGCUUGAAAUAUCUCUGGCAGUUUGAAGGUUAAGUCGUUCCACUGAAGUGACUUUCAGCGUUGUAGUGUUUGUGACAACAAAAUGGCUCAUCAUUAUUCAAAUCUUCAACUGGAGGACAAUCUAAAGAAAAUUAAACAAACCAUAAACGCCGAAGUACCCACUUACCUGAAGACCACUGCUGGAUAUUCCACAAAGAAUUGUUACAGACGCCGUAAACCUGCAUAUAAGGUGUUAAACUGUUCUGUAAAAUUACUAGACCAAUUUAAAUUAGGAUUCCAUGCCGCAUCGGUUAUGUAUGAAGCAGAAAUAAAUUUAGAGGACAAUGAAAAUCAAAAUGUGCAUUUUGUUCUAGUGAAAACAAUGCCAGCUAAUGCAAUGAUUAGAUCAAUUAUGAAUUCUGCAGAUCAGUUCUUUAACGAAAGCAAGAUAUAUUCUGAAAUGGUUCCAUUGUUACUUCAAACAUGUGCUGCGCCAUCUUAUGAAGACAUGAAAGCUGAAAGGUCUUCGAGUAAUUUAACCGCGGCCUAUGACUUGUUCCCGAAAUGUUACUAUGUUUCAUCUGAUCCUGAAAAAGGAAUGAUCAUGUUACAAGACUUAAGAAAACUUGGAUACAAGAUUGGAGGGGACGAGAUGAUGUUAAUGGAUUAUGAACAUAUUGUAGUGGCUUUAGAAGGACUGGCAAGAUUUCAUGCUAUGUCUUACGCUAUGAAGAAGAAAGAUCUUCGGAAAUAUGAAGAGUAUAUUGUAACGCAAAUACGAGAUGCAAGACGGUUCAUGAAGAAACAGGCUACAUUGGAGUCGAUGGAUGAAGGUUAUUCCAGGUUCUUACGUUACAGUACUAUGUUAUUGUUGGAUAAGUUUGAAGAGAUGCAACUCAACGAAGGUGGGCUGUAUACGGAGAAGAUUAAUCGAUUGAUGGAGAGAAUUGACAAUAUCUCUGAACUGAUGAGUGAACUUCUGUCUCCUGACGAGCCGCUUGCAGUUCUCUGUCACGGGGAUUUCAACAGGAACAAUAUGCUUUUCCGGUAUGAUUCAAACAACAGACCUUCGGGAGUGAAAUUUUUUGAUUUCCAAAAUCCGUAUUACGCAUCUCCUACUAUAGAUUUAUCAUUCUUCAUGUUUGUGAAUGCCAGCCCAGAACUCUGGGCCACUUGUUGGGAUGACAUCUUCUCCACAUAUCAUCGCAAUCUUUUGGACGCGAUCUCAGAGUUCCUGAACUGUCCGCAAGAGGCGCUUCAUCCUGAGUUCAGUCUGGAAGCUUUCAAGCAUCAGUUUUCUAAAUAUUGCCUUUAUGGUUUUAUGUUAGCAACUUCUUUUAUAAUAGGACAAGCGGCUCACCCAGAUCGUGUGAAAGCCUUUGAUAUGUUCAGUGAUGGUGUGCCAUCUAUGGAAGAAAUGGACAGUCUCACGAAAGAAAACGUGGAAUUGGCAAGAGAUGAAGUUAUUGACAGAGUGUUAUCGCUAACUCAGGAGCUGUUGAAUAAAAUAAGCCUAUGAAGAAAACAAUGUCAAGUAACGUGUGAUUACGUUUUAAGUCAGGUGAAUGAGGUGUAUAAUGUUAUCAUUCAUAUUCAUGUACAGAGGCGUGUUGCAACCACAUUUCUGAACAAAUGUUUGCUGAGGCCGC
This is a messenger RNA of Cryptotermes secundus, 1639 nucleotides long. RefSeq lists its product as uncharacterized. Bases 94 to 1509 code for a protein of 471 amino acids. The record is from RefSeq and is a predicted model, not a curated record. NCBI's taxonomy places the organism in Eukaryota, Metazoa, Arthropoda, Insecta, Blattodea, Kalotermitidae. The transcript has a single exon.